AUGCUUUCCUGCUGUGAGGGUGAAGACCCCCUUAUCGUGCCCGAGGUCCGCCAGGCUCCGGAGCCCGAGUCUGCACCACAGAGAGUUUCAGAGGUGCAGUUGGGGAGCCGGGAGGCCCUGUCACUGGGCAUGGAGACUGAGGUGCCCAAUAGCCUGCCCGGUGAUGACCAGGAUGAGUGCCUUCUCCUUCCGGGGGAGCUUUGUCAGCACCUCUGCAUCAACACUGUGGGCUCUUACCACUGUGCCUGCUUCCCCGGCUUUUCACUGCAAGAUGACGGCCGUACCUGCCGCCCAGACAAUGGCCCCCCAGCGGCUGCAGAGGAGUCUGCACUGAGGCCAGAACCUUCCCAAGUGGCCCCCAACACCAUCCUACUACCACGGCCACAACCCAACACCUGCAAAGACAAUGGGCCUUGCAAACAGGUGUGCAGCAUUAUUGGAGACACAGCCAUGUGCUCCUGCUUUCCCGGCUAUGCCAUCAUGGCAGAUGGUGUGUCCUGUGAAGACCGAGACGAGUGCCUGCUGGGUGCUCACGAUUGUAGCCGGCGACAGUUCUGUGUGAACACCCUGGGAUCCUUCUACUGUGUCAACCACACAGUGCUCUGUGCCCAGGGCUUUAUCCUCAACGUGCACAGGAAGUGCGUGGAUAUCAACGAGUGUGUGACAGACUUGCACACGUGCAGCCGGGGUGAGCACUGCGUGAACACAGUAGGCUCCUUCCGCUGCUACAAGGCUCUCACUUGCCAGCCGGGCUACACUCUCGAGGAAGGCGAGUGUGCAGAUGUGGAUGAGUGUGAGCUGGGCACACACAACUGCCAGGCAGGCUUCACGUGCCAGAACACCAAGGGCUCCUUCUACUGCCAGGCACGGCGCUGUAUGGAGGGCUUUCUCCAGGACCCAGAGGGCAACUGUGUGGACAUCAACGAGUGUACAUCACUGUCUGAACCAUGCCGCCCUGGCUUCAGUUGCAUUAACACAGUGGGCUCCUACACAUGCCAGCGGAACCCACUGCUCUGCAGACGUGGCUACCAUGCCAGCCAGGAUGGGACCGAAUGUGUGGAUGUGAAUGAGUGUGAGGCAGGCAUGCACCACUGCAGAGAGGGCCAGGUGUGCCACAACCUCCCUGGCUCCUACCGCUGCGACUGCAAAGCCGGCUUUCAGCAGGAUGCCUUUGGUCGGGCCUGUGUAGAUGUGAAUGAAUGCUGGACUUCCCCUGGCCGCCUAUGCCAGCACACAUGCGAGAACACACUUGGCUCUUACCGCUGUUCCUGCGCCUCCGGCUUCCAGCUGGCUGCUGAUGGCAAGCACUGCAAAGAUGUGAACGAGUGUGAGGCCCAGCGCUGCAGCCAGGAGUGUGCCAACAUCUAUGGCUCCUACCAGUGCUACUGUCGCCAAGGUUACCAGUUGGCCGAGGAUGGGCACACCUGCACAGACAUCGACGAGUGUGCUCAGGGUGCUGGCAUCCUUUGUGCCUUCCGCUGUAUCAACGUACCAGGGAGCUACCAGUGUGCAUGCCCAGAGAAGGGCUAUACCAUGAUGGCCAACGGCAGGUCGUGCAAGGACUUAGAUGAGUGUGCACUGGGCACCCACAACUGUUCUGAGGCCGAGACCUGCCACAACAUCGAGGGCAGCUUCCGCUGCCUGCUCUUCGAGUGUCCUCCUAACUACAUUCGAGUCUCUGAAACGAAAUGUGAGCGCACCACGUGCCAUGACUUUUUGGAGUGCCAGAGCUCGCCAGCUCACAUCACGUACUAUCAGCUCAACUUCCAAACUGGCCUCCUGGUACCGGCUCACAUCUUUCGCAUCAGCCCAAUGCCCGCCUUUGCAGGGGACACCAUUGCCCUCACCAUCACCAGAGGCAACGAGGAGGGCUACUUCGGCACACGCCGGCUCAAUGCCUACACAGGUGUUGUCUACCUGCAGCGAUCAGUGCGUGAGCCCCGGGACUUCGCCCUGGAUGUGGAGAUGAAGCUCUGGCGGCAGGGCUCUGUCACCACCUUCCUGGCCAAGAUGCAUGUCUUCUUUACCACUUUUGCCCUGUGA
Pipistrellus nathusii (Nathusius's pipistrelle) is the source of this 2043-nucleotide messenger RNA. NCBI's taxonomy places the organism in Eukaryota, Metazoa, Chordata, Mammalia, Chiroptera, Vespertilionidae. The record is from the annotation of a GenBank genome assembly.